AGCGUGGAGGGAGUUCUGUACACGUGGACCAACCAUCUCACAGGUUGGCAGCCUCGCUGGUUUGUUUUAGGUAAUGGAAUCCUGUCCUACUAUGAUUCACAAGACGAUGUUUGCAAAGGGAGCAAAGGAAGUAUAAUGAUGGCAGUUUGUGAAAUUAAAGUCCAUUCGGCAGACAGCACAAGAAUGGAAUUAAUCAUUCCAGGAGAGCAGCAUUUCUACAUGAAGGCAGUGAAUGCAGCUGAAAGACAAAGGUGGCUGGGUGCUCUGGGGAGCUCCAAAGCCUGUUUGUCUGAUACUAGGACUAAAAAAGAAAAAGAAAUAAGUGGAACCAGUGAAUCUCUGAAAACCGAAAUGUCUGAGCUUCGCCUCUACUGUGACCUCCUAAUGAAGCAAGUUCAUACGAUCCAAGAGUUUGUUCACCAUGAUGAGAAUCAUUCAUCUCCCAGCAUAGAGAACAUGAAUGAAGCCUCUUCCCUACUUAGGGGGACGUGUAAUACAUUCAUCACAACGCUUGAGGAAUGUGUGAAGAUAGCGAAUGCCAAGUUUAAACCCGGGAUGUUUCAGCUGUGCCAUCCGGAUCCCUUAGUUUCUCCUGUGUCACCUUCUCUUGUUCAAAUGAUGAAGCGUUCUGUCAGCCACCCUGGUUCUCGCAGUUCAGAGAGGAGUACCCACUCUAUAAAAGAAACAGUGUCUACACUUCACCGACUCUCCCAGCGGCCCCGAAGAACCUACUCAGAUACAGACUCUUGUAAUGAUGUUCCUCUCGAAGACCCAGAUAGACCUGUUCACUGUUCAAGAAAUACACUUAAUGGAGAUUUGGCAUCAGCAAUCAUUCCUGAAGAAAGCAGACGUAUGGCCAAAAAAAAAUCUGCAUCGGAAGAUCCUCUUCCAUCCUUCUCUUCCUGAGGAAACGGAAGUGUCCAACUUCCUCUAAGUAUUGCUCUGCAAAAGCUGCUGUAAUUAAACUAUGUUAUAGGGAGUAAUUUUUCCCUUAGGAUUUCUCUGCACUUUAUAGAAUAUUGUAAAACAAACAAACAAAAAACAACCCACAUACCUUUGAAGUGUAUUUUAUCUUUAUAUAGUU
Messenger RNA from Balaenoptera ricei (Rice's whale), 1084 nucleotides. RefSeq names its product pleckstrin homology domain-containing family A member 3-like. Gene Ontology annotation, cellular component: recycling endosome; trans-Golgi network; early endosome. Lineage: Eukaryota; Metazoa; Chordata; Mammalia; Artiodactyla; Balaenopteridae. The record is from RefSeq and is a predicted model, not a curated record. Gene Ontology annotation, biological process: receptor recycling; endosome organization; retrograde transport, endosome to Golgi.